GCUUCGAUGGAGGACCACGUGACGGGGCACAACAAGGAGAAGCUUUAUGAGUGCGACGUGUGUGGCAAGGCCUGGCAGAGCCCGAGUCUGCUGGAGAUCCACCAGCGGAUGCACACAGGAGAACGCCCCUUCGACUGCUCGGAGUGCGGCAAGAGCUUCGCCCGCUAUGGAAACCUGCAGCGGCACAAGAGCGUGCACUCCGGCGAGAGGCCCUUCACCUGCUCUGACUGCGGAAAAGGCUUCAAGUCGUCGCCAGACCUGAAGGUGCACAGGCGCCUGCACACUGGGGAGCGGCCCUAUACCUGCAGCGAAUGCGGCGAGGGCUUCACCCGCUUCAGUAACCUGCUGGGGCAUCAACGCACCCACACCGGCGAGCGUCCCUACACCUGCACCCAGUGCGGUAAGGGCUUCACCCAGUCCACCAACCUGCUGUCCCACCAGCGCACCCACACCGGGGAGCGGCCCUACAUCUGCAGCGACUGCGGCAAGGGCUUCAGCCGCUCCGACAGCCUGCUGUACCACCAGCGCACCCACACCGGCGAGCGCCCCUACACCUGCGCCCAGUGCGGCAAGGGCUUCACUAAGUCCAGUCACGUGCUGUCCCACCAGCGCAUCCACACCGGCGAGCGCCCCCACACCUGCGCCCAGUGCGGCAAGGGCUUCACUCAGUCCAGCAGCCUGCUGGACCACCAGCGCACCCACACCCGUGAGCGCCCAUUUACCUGCGUCCAGUGUGGCAAGGGCUUCACUCGCUCCUCCAAGCUGCUGUCCCACCAGCGGGUG
Amblyraja radiata (thorny skate) is the source of this 783-nucleotide messenger RNA. RefSeq names its product zinc finger protein 239-like. NCBI's taxonomy places the organism in Eukaryota, Metazoa, Chordata, Chondrichthyes, Rajiformes, Rajidae. Gene Ontology annotation, biological process: regulation of transcription by RNA polymerase II. The record is from RefSeq and is a predicted model, not a curated record. The annotation marks the transcript as partial. Gene Ontology annotation, molecular function: DNA-binding transcription factor activity, RNA polymerase II-specific; RNA polymerase II cis-regulatory region sequence-specific DNA binding. The transcript has a single exon.